AUGGUAAAGGAAACGGUGGUUUAUAAACGCAGGGCCGGUGUGUCUGCGCAGAGCCAUUCCAGUGAGACUUUAUCCGUGGUUCAGUCUCCAUCCACACUCACGCUGAGGAAAGGAGAAGACGUUCGGAUCACCUGCAGCUGGAACAUCAGCAUCACCAGACCAAAAGUGAAAUGGUUUAAAGACAAAUUUGAAUUUAACAAAACUGACAAACUCACAGAAACCCACAACAACAUCAACAAUCGUGACAGACCAGACUCUCGCGUGAUCCCUGGUACAGAACCAGGGCCUGCUGAUGAAGAAGGACCGGUCAUUUUUGCAAUCCGAUGUGUGCCCUUCGUCACGCUACUGCUGGCCGUCUGCUUUCUUAACAGGGAUCACAAAAAGAACAAACGCCUAAGAGCAGAAACACAGAGGGCAGAAGAGCAAGCUUUACUCAUAGUGGAGCAGAAUGAACAAACCAGACAAGACGAAGAAAUAGAAGAGAGAGAUGAACAAUCAGGACAAAGAAGAGAAGUGGAAGAGAGAGACGAACAAUCAGGACAAGAAAAAGAAGUGGAAGAGAGAGACGAACAAUCAGGACAAAGAAGAGAAGUGGAAGAGAGAGACGAACAAUCAGGACAAGAAAAAGAAGUGGAAGAGAGAGACGAACAAUCAGGACAAAGAAGAGAAGUGGAAGAGAGAGACGAACAAUCAGGACAAGAAAAAGAAGUGGAAGAGAGAGACGAACAAUCAGGACAAAGAAGAGAAGUGGAGAUGGUGAAUGAAUUAACGGGACAAGAAAGAGAAGUGGAAGAGAGGGAUGAAGAAAUGGGACAAGAACAAAAAGUGGAAAUAGUGAAUGAAUUAACAGGAAAAGAAAGAGAAAUGGAAGAGAGGGACGAACACAUGGGACAAGAAAGAGCAGUGGAAGAAAGGGAUGAACAAACAAGAGAAGAAAGAGCAGUGGAAGAAAGGGAUGAACAAACAAGAGAAGAAAGAGCAGUGGAAGAAAGGGAUGAACAAACAAGAGAAGAAAGAGAUGUGGAAGAGAGGGAUGAACAAACAGGAGAAGAAAUAGAAAUGGAGGUGGUGAAGGAAUUAAUGGGACAAGAAAGAGAAGUGGAAGAGAGGGAUGAACAAUUGAGACAAGAAAGAGGAAUGGAAGAGAGGGAUGAACAAACAGGAGAAGAAAGAGAAAUGGAGAUGGUGAAGGAAUUAACGGGAUUAGAAAGAGGAAUGCAGGAGAGAAAUGAGGAAGUGAAUGAAGGUGUUGAACAGUGUUUCGUGCAGCAGCUGAGGGAAACUGCUGGUUUUUCUACAUGCUAGAAAUCACGAUUGUUUAAUCAGACUUUCCCAAACGAUCAUAAAAACAGUCGUACGCAAAAUACGGACCGUCGCUCUGAAGAUCCAGCUUUUUACUUUUAAUGAAACAACAAAAAGAGGUUGCUAAUGCUAAAGACCGCGUAAGUUCACAGUAAUCAUUAAAGUCCAAACAGUUUACAGGUUGAAUAAUGUAUAUAUUUUAAUUUAAUAAGGUUUAUGUAAUCAAAAGCUGAAAAUAAACUUUUGAAUAUUAAAAAUUCCCGUGUUUUAAUUUUAUACACCUAAAGUACGGUAAGUCGUGUUAAAAAACAUGCUUCAUCCAUAACGGGAGAUUAACAGCUCCUGCUAGCAUAAAAGUCUUAAAUAAUAAUAAUAAUAAGAUUAGCCGAGGAGCGUCCAAUCAGCACACCACAGCGUGUCACACACAACACACACACUUAUACACUUCCUUUCCAGAAUCUGGGCUGGAAAAUGCAGGCUUUUUUAAAAUCCUGCUAAACCUGGCUUAACGUUUUACCUGCUAUUACACACCUUUAGGACAUUUUUGUCAAGCUUUUGUGUGUAUGAACUUUUACAAACCACAGAAAACUUUUAAACAGGAUGAGGACAGUAAAUUAUUAUUUUGUCUUCUGGGAAACAUGUAAAUAUCUUAUGUAGCUUCUGAAGGGUGGUACUACAUGAAAAAAAUAAAAUCUUUGAACCAAAUGUAAAGAUUUAAACAAUUUACACUGAUCAUGUUGUUCAAAAGUUUACACCCCCCGGCUCUUGAUGUAUCGUGUUUCCUUCUUGAGCAUCAGUGAACGUUUGCAGCUUUUGUAAUAGUCGUGUUCGAGUCCCUCAGCUGUCCUCAGUGUGAAAAGAUGGAUCUCAGCAUCAUAUAGCGGCUGAUGGAAAGGAGUCAGAUACGCAGAAGAUGAUGGAAAACGAGAGAACGUGCAGAACCUGCAGGCUUUAUCUGAAGAACAGUGUGCAGUUUAACUGAUCAGGACA
Messenger RNA from Pangasianodon hypophthalmus (striped catfish), 2292 nucleotides. Its product is annotated as cilia- and flagella-associated protein 251-like. NCBI's taxonomy places the organism in Eukaryota, Metazoa, Chordata, Actinopteri, Siluriformes, Pangasiidae. The record is from RefSeq and is a predicted model, not a curated record. The transcript is spliced from 5 exons. The coding region runs from base 1 to 1305 and encodes 434 amino acids.